AUGUGUUUGUCUAGGUUUGUUGGCCGGCGUGGACGUGUCCAGAAAAUUUUCUGCGACAAUGCCACCAAUUUUGUCGGUGCCUCUCGAAUGCUGCAGCAAUUCAAGGACCAUUUUAUUGCCAAUCAGGAUGCCAUAACGGAAUUCGCAGCCACGCGUGGGAUCACCUUCUCGUUCAUCCCGCCCCGAGCGCCCCAUUUUGGCGGCCUAUGGGAGGCGGCCUUGAAAUCAGCGAAGGGGUUAAUGGUCAAGGCCAAUUCGAGGCCCAUCGUCGUGGACAGCUCCAAUCCGAACGACGGCGAAGCAGUGACCCCAGCUCAUCUGCUGGUCGGAACAACGCUCGUUGCGCUGCCAUUCGUCUCAAGUCAGCCAGUAACAGACGAAAAACUGAGCUUCUUGAAGAGAUGGCAAUUGAUAUCCGCCGUCAAGCAACGGUUUUGGGUAGACUGGCAAAAAGACUACGUCCUGAGCCUGCAACAACGACAGAAGUGGCUAAGCGAGAGCCACAAUAUACAAAUCGGAACAAUCGUCGUGGUCCACGAGGACAACAGUCCGCCUCAGCAGUGGCUAAUGGGAGUCAUCGAGGAGGUCAUCAAAGGCGAGGAUGGAAAAGUUCGCGUGGCGGUCGUCAGAACUAAAUCUGGUGUUUUUAAGCGAUCAAUACGUCGAUUAGCUCCUUUGCCUGUAAAUGAAUUUUGA
This is a messenger RNA of Drosophila ficusphila, 696 nucleotides long. RefSeq lists its product as uncharacterized. Bases 1 to 696 code for a protein of 231 amino acids. Gene Ontology annotation, molecular function: nucleic acid binding. Lineage: Eukaryota; Metazoa; Arthropoda; Insecta; Diptera; Drosophilidae. The transcript has a single exon. The record is from RefSeq and is a predicted model, not a curated record.